GUUCCAGUCACAACUACUCCAGCUGAGAGGGAGUCUAUGGAUCAGUCCUCUGCAUAAAGACAGACCGACACACAGGUAGUAUGUCCCAACGUGUGGCAGUGAUCGGGGCGGGUCCCUCAGGUCUGACCAGCAUCAAGAGCUGUCUGGAUGAGGGUCUGAAGCCCACCUGCUUCGAGAGCAGUGAUGACAUCGGAGGGUUGUGGAGGUUCAAGGAAACCCCUGAGCCGGGCCGCUCUAGUAUCUACCGCUCUCUGGUGGUGAACACCUCCAAGGAGAUGAUGUGUUUCAGUGACUUCCCUAUGCCAGCUGACUACCCCAACUACAUGCUGCACUCCCAGCUGCUGCAGUACUUCAGGCUUUAUGCUCAACACUUUGACCUCCUCAGACACAUCACCUUCCAGACCAGCGUGCUGACUGUGAGACAGAGGCCAGACUUCAGUCGUUCAGGCCAGUGGGAGGUGGUGACAGAGAACAGGGAGGGACAGGAGCAGAGACACAUCUUUGAUGGGGUACUGGUUUGUUCAGGACACUACACACAGCCUGUCUCACCGCUAGACCAGUUCCCAGGCCAUGAGUCGUUCCCUGGCCGCUGCCUACACAGCUGGGAAUAUAAGGAUGCUGAUGCGUUCCGGGGGAAGAGGGUGGUGGUAAUGGGGAUUGGGAACUCUGGAGGAGACAUCGCUGUGGAGAUCAGCCGGGCUGCAGAGAAGACCUUCCUGAGUACCCGUAAGGGGGCGUGGGUGUUAGCUCGUAUGUCCAGUAGCGGUCUCCCACUGGACAUGACGGCCAUCUCACGGUUCACGGUCCUGCUAACCUCCCUGCUGCCCAGAGCGCUGGUCAACUGGGCUGCAGAGAGAACCCUUAAUCACCGAUAUGACCACCGUCUCUAUGGCCUACAGCCAACACACAGGCUGCUAGAGCAGAAGCCGCUGAUCAACGAUGACCUUCCAGGCCGUAUCCUGCAGGGGGCAGUAGUGCUGAAGCCAGACCUGAGAGGGUUCCAGGGGUCCGGACUGCUGUUCCAGGAUGGAACCACGGAGGGGGACAUCGAUGCAGUGGUCUUCUGUACUGGAUACAAUGGCACCUUCUCCUUCCUGCCCCCGUCACUAUGUUCAGGACCUCAGGGGGAUCUCAACCUGUACAGACGGGUGUUCCCUCCAGCUCUCGAGCGCCCCACGCUGGCCAUCAUGGGUCUGUUCCAGACUAAAGGACCCAUCUUUCCUGCUGUGGAGAUGCAGGCCCGCUGGGUCACGAGGGUCAUCGCAGGGUUGACCCAGCUCCCACCACGGAAAACAAUGCUUUCCAAAAUCGAGACUGAGACGAAGAGGAACAUGAAGAGUUACCUGUGUCCCAGACAGGCAGCUCUCCAUGUGGAUUAUAUACCAUACCUGGACUCCCUGGCUGAGCAGGUGGGGGUUCGUCCCAACAUCCUAGGGCUGCUGCUGAGGGAGCCUAGUGUGGGGCUGCGUGUACUGCUGGGGCCCUGCACCCCUUACCAGUACCGCCUAAGAGGGCCGGGAAAGUGGGAUGGGGCCCGACAGGCCAUCCUCACUCAGUGGGAGCGCGUAGCCCAGCCCUUCAGAACCAGGCUGGAGCCAGAACCCCCCAGGCCCUUGGUCCUUCUGUCCCCCUUGCUGAUCACGCUGUCCGUGGGAGCUGUGAUGCUAGCUGUGGUCCUCUCCCAGUGUAAACUGACCUGUCUACAGGACCUACUACAGGACUCAACUCACCUGCUGGACUGGCUCUCAGCACUACUUUCCAUCAUGGUGUGUACAGUAGCAGUGAUCGGGGCGGGUCCCUCAGGUCUGACCAGCAUCAAGAGCUGUCUGGAUGAGGGUCUGGAGCCCACCUGUUUCGAGGGCAGUGAUGACAUCGGGGGACUGUGGAGGUUCAAGGAGCAUCCAGACCCAGGAAGGGCCAACAUCUACCAGUCUGUCAUCAUCAACAGCUCCAAGGAGAUGAUGUCAUACAGCGAUUUCCCUCCUCCUGCUCACCUGCCCAACAACAUGCACCACCCCCAGCUGCUGAGCUACCUACGACUUUACGCUCAGACCUUUGACCUCUUCAAGCACAUCUACUUCCAGACCACUGUGGUGAGUGUGCGUCAGAGGCCAGACUUCCCAGUGUCAGGCCAGUGGGAGGUGGAGACAGAGAGGAGAGAAGGUCAGAGGGAGAUUCAGGUCUUUGAUGCUGUGAUGGUCUGCACCGGUCACUUUACACAACCACACUUGCCUCUCAAUGACUUCCCAGGUAUAGAAGAGUUUGAGGGCAGGUACUUUCACAGCUGGGAAUACCUCAGUGCUGAGGGGCUGCAGGGGAAGAGGGUGGUGGUGGUUGGGAUUGGGAAUUCUGGAGGUGACAUCGCUGUGGAUGCCAGCAGAGUAGCGGAGCAGGUGUACCUCAGCACACGGAAAGGGGCAUGGGUGGUCAGCAGGGUGGGGGCGGGGGGACUGCCAGGUGACCUGGUGGGCACUUCAAGAUUGGACAGGCUAGUGCAGAAGCUCUUCCCCUCCUGGAUUACCAUGAUGAUGGAGAAGAAACUGAACAGAAACUUCGACCACAGACUGUACGGCCUACAACCAAAACACAGGUUCUUUGCCCAGAUCCCAGUGGUGAAUGAUGAUCUACCUGGUCGAAUCAUCUCUGGUCGUGUUCUGGUCAAACCUAACAUCAGGGAGAUCAAAGGCUCCAGUGUGGUGUUUGAGGAUGGGAGCGUCGUGGAAAAGGUGGAUGUUGUGGUGUUUGCCACUGGCUACAACUAUGACUUUCCUUUCCUGCCUUCGGGUCUGCUGACUAAUGGUGGUCACCGCCUGUGUCUGUACCGUCAUGUGUUCCCCCCGGGGCUGGCUCUGCCCAGUCUGGCUGUAGUGGGCUUCAUCUGUAACCUGGGAGCCAUCAACCCUCUGGCUGAGAUGCAGGCCCGCUGGGCCACCCAGGUCUUUAAAGGGUUACUAACACUGCCCUCACAAGAAGCCAUGCUGCAGGACGUAAAGAGAGAUACCAGCACGUUGCAAAACAGGUUUGCCUGUUUGGAGCGUCACCCUCUCCAGGUGGACCAUAUCCCCUACAUGGACUCCAUGGCAGAGGAGUUGGGGGUUCGUCCUAAUCUCCUAGGGCUCCUGUUGAGGGAGCCUGGUGUGGGGCUGCGUGUGCUACUGGGGCCCUGCACCCCGUACCAGUACCGUCUGAGAGGGCCAGGACAGUGGGACGGAGCCCGACAGGCCAUCCUCACCCAGUGGGAGCGUGUAGCCCAGCCCUUCAGGACCAGGAUGCCGCCACAACCAGAGAGCAGAACCAGAGCCUCCUCUAGUCUGAUACUGACUCUGUCUGGCACUGUUCUCCUACUAACAACCUUCUAUACCAGACACAGUCUCUCAUCACUCUCCACAGGCCUCCUCUAUAAGAUAUACAGUCUACCUGAGAUCAUAUGGGGGUGGAAAUGAACACUAUGGGCCUAUUGCAUCCACUGUUGGCCACUAUUUUAUCUCUCAUUAAACUAUCAAUACACACUAAGAUCACCCACACAGCUGAUCUUAAUUGCUUCCAAAAUGUACUGUUCUCUAAAAGCCGAGCUACAUGUGACGUCAGUGUUAACUUAGCCUCGCUUUAUUCAAACAUUUUCCAAGACAGGCUAUUUAUUAUCUUCGGUAGAAAUAAAACCUGGAAACCGAGCAGACUAAGGGGUGAUUGAACUAUUUCACAAUCAUUCAGUGCAACUAAAAUAAAGCAUUUUCUUGUUUAGAAAUUAUACUGUGGCAAUACAUCGUACAGGUUAUAUCAGGGUUUUUCAAACGCGGUCCUAGGGUCCUAGGUGCAUGUUUUAAUUUUUGCCCUAGCACUACACAGCUGAUUCAAAUAAUCAAAGCUUGAUGAUGAGUUGGUUAUUUGAAUCAGCUGUGUAGCGCUUGGGAAAAACCUAAAUGUGCACCCAGGGGGGCCCCAGGACCAAGUUUGGGAAACUCUGGCUAAUAUGAAUGAAAAAUGCUGGUGUACUCAUUAUUUUUAAUUUCCAAAUUAUAUCGUCCAUUAAUUACAACUUGUCUUAUUAACUAUGGUUAUUUCUGAAGCCAAUCAUGACUGAUUUCAUGUCAUCUUUGUUUUUGUCAAAUUCAAGGUAUACAGUGCCUUCGAAAAGUUUAGAAUCCUUGACUUUCUCCACGGUUUGUUACAUUUACAGCCUUAUUCUAAAAUGGAUGAAGACAAAGCAAAAAAAGUUAUUUAUUAAAAAUUUUCGCAAAUGUAUAAAGAACUAAAAACAGAAAUACCUUAUUUACAUAAGUAUUCAGACCCUUUGCUAUGAGAGCUCAGGUGCAUCUUGUUUCUAUUGAGAUGUUUCUACAACUUCAUUGGAGUCCACUUGUGGUAAAUUCAAUUGAUUGGGCAUGAUUUGUCCAACUCCUGUACUUGGGGAGUUUCUCUGGGCCACUCAAGGGCAUUCAGAGACUUGAACAGAAGCCAUUCCUGUGUUGUCUUGGCUGUGUGCUUAGGGUCGUUGUCCUGUUGGAAGGUGAACCUUCGCCCCCAGUCUGUGGUCCUGAGUUCUCUGGAGCAGGUUUUCAUCAAGGAUCUCUGUACUUUGUUCCGUUCAUCUUUGCCUCGAUCCUGACUAGUCUACCAGUCCCUGCCACUGUAAAACAUCCCCACAGCAUGAUGCUGCCACCACCACGCUUCACCGUAGGGAUGGUGCCAGGUUUCCUUUGGACAUGACCAAUCUUGGUUUCAUCAGACCAGAGAAUCUUGUUUCUCAUGGUCUUAGUCUUUGAGUGACUUUUGGCAAGCGGGCUGUCAUGUGCCUUUUACUAAGGAGUGGCUUCUGUCUGGCCACUCUACCAUUAAGGCCUGAUUGGUGGAGUGCUGCAGAGAUGGUUAUCAUAAUGGAAAUUUCUCCCAUCUACAUAGAGGAACUCUAGAGCUCUGUCAACGUGAGCGUCAGGUUCAUGAUCACCUCCCUGACCAAGGCCCUUCUCCACCGAUUGCUCAGUUUGGCCGAGCGGCCAGCUCUAGGAAGAGUCUUGGUGGUUCCAAACUUCUUCCAUUUAAGAAUGAUAGAGGCCGCUGUGUUCUUGGGGACCUUCAAUGCUGCAGCCCGCCCUUUUUGAAUCCAGGUUUGCUGUUUAUUUGAUCUACAAGGCGGCAGACACUUUUUUGUCACCCUUCCCCAAGUCUGUGCCUCGACACAAUCCGGUCUCGGAGCUCUAUGGACAAUUUCUUCGAACUCAUGGAUUGGUUUUUGUUCUGACAUGCACUGUCAUCUGUGGGACCUUCUAUAGACAGGUGUGUGCCUUUCCAAAUCAUGUCCAAUCAAUUUACCACAGGAGGACUCCAAUGAAGUUGUAGAAACAUCUCAAGGAUGAUCAAUGGAAACAGGAUACCCCUGACCUCAAUUUCGAGUCUCAUAGCAAAAGGUCUGAAUACUUAUGUAAUUGUUCAAUACAUUUUCUAAAAACCUGUUUUUGCUUUGUCAUUAUAGGGUAUUGUGUGUAGAUUGAUGAGGAACCAAAUGUAUUUAAUACAUGUUAUAAUAAGGCUAUAAUGUAACAAAAUGUGGAAAAAGUCAAGUGGUCUGAAAACUUUCCGAAUGCACUAUAGGUGUGUGAAAGACAACUGGACUAAUACUAAUAGUACAAGAGCAUGGAUUAAAGCAGGGUUCUCCAACCCUUUUCCUGAAGUGCUUCCCUCCUGUAUGUUUUCGCUCUAACCCCAGUUGUUACUAACCUCAUCCUGUGUUCAUAACCAAGUAGGAAUGUGGUAUUAUGUGGUACAGAUUUUAUUAACCGCUAGACUACCUGCCGCCCUUUAACCAAAGCACGGAUUGCUGUUGUAGAUGAAUGAAUACGAUGUUUAAUAAUAAUAAACAUUCAGCAUUCUGAAUCCAUUAUUAUGUGAAUAAAUGCAACUGGCCCUGUGUGUCUCUGGAGCAUCUAGUCAAGGUAGUGACACUCAGUAUGAAUAUAAUGAACAUGUCUCUCUUGCACCGUUAUGCAAUUAUUAAGAGGCUAGUUACAAAUAGCUAACCCUGGCGACCGAUGUUCUAGCAUUAAUUUAUUGAGUCAAGUAGAUCAGGGACAUCAAGGUGGAACCCAAGCAUAUGUGGGGCGGCAGUGUAGCCUAGUGGUUCAAAUCGCCUAGAGCGUUGGACUAGUAACCGAAAGGUUGCACGUUCAAAUCCCCGAGCUGACAAGGUACAAUUCUGCCGUUCUGCCCUUGAACCCACUGUUCCUAGGCCAUCAUUGAAAAUAAGAAUUUGUUCUUAACUGACUUGCCUAGUUAAAUAAAAGUGUAUAGUGUAAAUAAUAUUUAACAAUAGACCUACUAAAUGAAAGAAUCAAAGAUUUACUCAGUAAAACAAGGAAUGCAUUUACUCAGUUCAACUAAUAGUCUUGAAAUAAUUAAUAAUCAAACAAUUAUUGUACAUGAAAUACAUGACACCUUAAAGAAUACACAGAGUAAAUGACUAUCAACUAAAUAAGACUUAAUGUGUCUUCAGUUCAGAAUAACCUCGAAGAGAAAAUACACACAGGAGCUUGGAAGCAAGUUCUCGAAGCUAUAUGGAAUUGUUUUUAAAAGGUUUGAUUUGGAAUUUUCAGACCCCUUGAAGUAUCAGAAAUGUAUAUUUUUGGGCCUUAUUAGCCCACACAUUGAAUAACAGUCAAAAAUAAAUCAUCUAAAGUA
Molecule: messenger RNA, 6672 nt
Organism: Oncorhynchus nerka (sockeye salmon)
Lineage: Eukaryota; Metazoa; Chordata; Actinopteri; Salmoniformes; Salmonidae
Exons: 20
Coding region: 81-3443 (1120 amino acids)
Molecular function (GO): flavin adenine dinucleotide binding; NADP binding; N,N-dimethylaniline monooxygenase activity
Source: RefSeq, a predicted model, not a curated record